This is a messenger RNA of Blepharisma stoltei, 822 nucleotides long. NCBI's taxonomy places the organism in Eukaryota, Ciliophora, Heterotrichea, Heterotrichida, Blepharismidae. The record is from the annotation of a GenBank genome assembly.
AUGGUUAUUACUUUUGUGCCUUAUCCAGAUAUACCUUUUUUGAUAAAUAUUUAAAAAAAUCAUUAGGCUUUGCCUGGAUUAAUCUAUAAGGUAUAUAAAAAAAAGUUUAUCUUCCUUAGAUGACAGAAGGCUUGGAAAACAAAGGGUAGAAGCUUAUCAAAUUAUCCAAGCUCUCACAGAAAAAAAUAAAAAGAAAAAAGGCUGGACAAAGCACCCAGCUACAUUGAUGUGAAAAGGAUAUGAAAACUGCUUGAAAUUUUACCUUAAUGAGUGCAUAAAAGAAUGAAUUUCAAGAGAAAAAGUCAAUAAUUUGCCAUUAUUUGAUGUAGAUGAAGAGGAUAUUGAGUACCCAUGGUGGUGGGGGUGGGAAAUUGUUCACCAAAGCCAUAUGUGCGCAUUAAUGAGAAAAAAUCCAUGGGAUUAUGAAGGGUUUAAGAGUGAAAUUAAAGAUUUCAUGAUAAAUUAUGGAUAUGUGUGGCCAAGCAAGUGCUCUGAGGAGGACAAAGAGCAGGAAUUUGAUGAAGAGUUAGCGAAAAGGAUCUGUGCAGAGAUUAAUCCAUUGCAAUUAAGGCCGUUUUGUAAGCAAGAAGGGUGCAGAAAUUUCCAGAAACAUGAAAUGAAGGGUAUAGCGUGGGCAUGCUCUUGGCUUUAAAUUUAAAAUACCUUAUUAAGUCAAUGGCCAGAAUUUAAGGAAUUUAUAAGAGAAUGUCAAAAGAGUACUAACACUAUAAAAAAAUGGUUUUUAAAAAUUAUUGUGGAGUCCAUCUGAACAGAAGAUCAAAAGGGAAGAAAAAGAAGAAGACUGAAGAAGAUUCUAAUUAA